This is a messenger RNA of Leptosomus discolor (cuckoo roller), 403 nucleotides long. The record is from RefSeq and is a predicted model, not a curated record. NCBI's taxonomy places the organism in Eukaryota, Metazoa, Chordata, Aves, Leptosomiformes, Leptosomidae.
GGUACCCCCAGCCACCCUACUAUGCCGGGGGGUACCCACAGCCCGGGGGAUACCCUGCAGCAGGGGGGUACGCACAGCCAGGGGGGUACCCAGCAGCAGGGGGAUACCCCCAGCCGGGGAUGGCCAUGCCCACCAUGCCUGUUCGGUUCAGUGACGACGGCAUUGGGGAUGGCUCCCCGCUCCAGUCAUCUGACUGGGAUGACAGGAAAGUCCGGCACACCUUCAUCCGCAAGGUCUAUGCCAUCAUCUCCCUGCAGCUACUGGUGACGGUGGGGAUCAUCGCCGUGUUCACUUUUGUCUCUCCUGUCCGCUCCUUCGUCCAGAGGAACGUCGCCAUCUACUACGCCUCGUACGCCGUGUUCGUGGUGACCUACCUGGUGCUGGCCUGCUGCCAGGGUCCCCG